This is a messenger RNA of Vombatus ursinus (common wombat), 4204 nucleotides long. RefSeq names its product myocardin related transcription factor A (gene MRTFA). The record is from RefSeq and is a predicted model, not a curated record. The transcript has 15 exons. The coding region runs from base 16 to 3240 and encodes 1074 amino acids. Gene Ontology annotation, biological process: smooth muscle cell differentiation. NCBI's taxonomy places the organism in Eukaryota, Metazoa, Chordata, Mammalia, Diprotodontia, Vombatidae.
CAUGUGCUAUAUAUAAUGCCUGUGGACCAGCUACUUCAUGAAAGGGUUGCCAUCACAAAAGCCAAAGUGGAUUUCUCCAGCGUCGUGUGCCUGCCCCCUUCCGUCGUUGCUGUAAAUGGCCUGGACGGAGGAGGGGCUGGCGACAAUGAUGAUGAGCCGGUGCUGGUGGCCCUGGCUGCCGCACCCAGCCCCCAGAGUGAAGCUGUUGCCAAUGAGCUUCAGGAGCUUACCCUGCAGCCUGAGCUGACCCUAAGCCUCCAUCCUGGCAGGAAUCCCAACCUGCCUCCACUCAGCGAGCGGAAGAAUGCGCUCCAGCUAAAGCUUCAGCAAAGGCGGACCCGGGAGGAGCUGGUGAGCCGGGGGAUCAUGCCGCCUCUGAAAAGUCCAGCUGCAUUUCAUGAACAGAGAAGGAGCUUGGAGCGGGCCCGGACGGAAGACUAUUUGAAACGGAAGAUCCGUUCGCGGCCAGAGAGAUCAGAGCUGGUCAGGAUGCACAUUUUGGAAGAAACCUCAGCUGAACCUUCCCUCCAAGCCAAACAGCUAAAACUGAAGAGAGCCCGGCUGGCUGAUGACCUCAACGAGAAGAUCGCCCAGCGGCCAGGCCCCAUGGAACUGGUGGAGAAAAACAUCCUUCCGGUGGAGUCCAGUCUGAAGGAGGCCAUCAUUGUGGGACAGGUCAAUUAUCCCAAAGUGGCUGACAACUCUUCUUUUGAUGAGGACAGCAGUGAUGCCCUGUCCCCUGAGCAGCCAGCCAGCCAUGAGUCCCAAGGGUCGGCACCGUCACCGCUGGAGGGUCGAGGCAGCGAGCCCCUGGCCACCUCUAUUUCUGUGUCCCCUCCUCAGGUGGUGUCCCAGCUCCAAGUGUGCCCCGACUCCAGCGAACCUGCUUUCCUGGCAGAGCAACUGUCUCCUCUGCCAGUUCCACCUUUGCUGCCACCCAGCCUCCCUAAUGGAGGUACUGCUCCCACUGCCAAGCCCACCCCGACUCUCAUCAAGCAAAGCCAACCCAAGGCCCCGGGGGAGAAGCCCCCGCGCAGCAAGAAAGCCAAGGACCUGAAGCCCAAAGUGAAAAAGCUCAAGUACCACCAGUACAUCCCCCCUGACCAGAAGCAGGACAAGGGGGCGCCCCCCAUGGACUCCUCCUAUGCCAAGAUCCUGCAGCAGCAGCAGCUCUUCCUCCAGCUCCAGAUUCUCAACCAGCAGCAGCAGCAUUACAACUACCAGACCAUCCUACCUGCCCCGCCCAAGCCCGUGGGUGAGCCCCAAGGUAGCAGCAGCCCUGCCUCCCUGCGUGCUGUCCCUGCUGCCCUGGGCAGCUCGGCCUCUGGCCCACCUGGGCCCGCUGGCCUUGUGCGCCAGAACUCCGUGACUGGCAAACUGGGCCCACUGCCCUCCAACCUGGAUGACAUGAAGGUGGCUGAGCUGAAGCAGGAGCUGAAGAUGAGAGCAUUGCCCGUCUCGGGCACCAAGACAGACCUGAUCGAGCGCCUCCGGGCCUACCAAGAGCACGCGGGGGUCCCCGGCCCUGCCUCCGGAGCCCCCAAGCCUGGGGCCGCCCCCAUCCUCGCCAAAGCCGGGGAAGUGGUGGUGGCCUUCCCCGCGGCCCGACUGAGUGCCGGCCCCGCCCUGAUGGCCGCGGGCCUGGCGCCCACCGAGGUCGUCGUGGCCACCGUGACCAGCAACGGGAUGGUGAAGUUUGGCAGCACGGGCUCGACGCCCCCGGUGUCCCCUACGCCCUCGGAGCGCUCCCUGCUCAGCACGGGUGAUGAAAACUCCACUGGCGGUGGCGGCGAUGCCUUUGGGGAGAUGGUGACCUCGCCCCUGACACAGCUCACCCUGCAGGCGUCCCCGGUGCAGAUCCUGGUGAAGGAAGAGAGCCCCGUGGCCCGGGCCGAGCGCUGCGGCCGAGACCUCGAGAGCCGCGACAAGGACCAGAUGCUGCAGGAGAAGGAUAAGCAGAUCGAGGAGCUGACGCGCAUGCUCAAGCAGAAGCAGCAGCUGGUGGAGAUGCUGAGGCUGCAGCUGGAGCAAGAGAAGCGCGCCCAGCAGGCGGCCCCCCGCCCGCCGCCGCCCACCCUCCUGGCCCAGGUGAAGCAGGAGGACGGCUUCUCCAGCUGCCAGCUCACGGGGCCGUCCGUGGAGCCCGGCGCCACGCCGGUGCUGGCGGUGACGGUGAAACAGGAGGCGGUGCCUGAGGACGAGCCUCCCAGCUGCCUCCUGGCGCCAGAGCUGAGCGGUCUCCUCCCGGGGCCCCCCCCGGCGCUCAUCACGGAUGCCACCGGCACUCACCUCGUCCUCACCGUGACCAAGCGGGACACGCAGGACUCGGCUGAGGACGAGCCUGGAGAAACUGGCAGCGGCCAGAGCCCCUCCCAGGGUCCGCCCAGUCCAGGACCCUCCCCGCUCCUGCCCUUCUCAGUCCCCCCUGGCCUGCAGUCAUUCUUUCCAAAUGGCUUCCACAAGACUGCCUUGAAAGCAAGUGUGGCCACGCCCAGCAGCCUGCCCAAGAAGCCCUCUUCAGAGCCCAGUUCCCCAGUGACCCUCCAGACCUCCCAGAUGGAGCUGGACCACCAGCCUCAGGCCCUGUUUGAGGCAGCUCCUGGGGCCAACCCCCUGCCCACCCUGGUGAAGAAAGAGCCCCCUGGCUAUGAUGAGGCUGUGAAGCAGCAGCCCAGGCCCCAGGAGGAAAACGGUUCCUCAAGCCAGCAGAUGGACGAUCUCUUUGACAUUCUUAUUCAGAGUGGAGAAAUUUCAGCUGACUUUAAGGAGCCCUCGCCCUCACCUGGGAAGGAUUCGAGCCCAGCCCUGCCCUGCCCUUCGCCAGCGACCCCCCAGCCUCCUCCGGAGCUACCCCUGCCCCUGGGUACCAGCCCUGCCCCAGGCCGCCUGGAAGACUUUCUGGAGAGCAGCACGGGGCUGCCCCUGCUGACAGGGGGGCAGGAAGGACCCGAGCCCCUGUCCCUCAUUGAUGACCUGCACAGUCAGAUGCUGAGCAGCUCCGCCAUCCUGGACCACCCGCCUUCUCCCAUGGAUACUUCUGAAUUGCACUUUGCCCACGAGCCCAGCACCAGCCUGGGUCUGGACUUGGCUGAGGGCCACCUGGACAGCAUGGACUGGCUAGAACUGUCGGGGGGGCCUGUCCUCAGCCUGGCGCCCCCCAGCAACAUGACCCCCAGCCUCUUCUCCACAGACUUCCUGGAUGGCCAUGAUCUGCACCUACACUGGGAUUCCUGCUUGUAGCCUUCAGCUUCCAGGGACGAAGAAAGGGAUGGUCCGACUGCCCUGGAAGCGGGCGCCGUGGGCAGCCAUCGGCCUCUUCCCCCGGCCGGCUACCCCCUCCUGUCUGGGACCACAGCUGGGGGCGUCGGGCCAGGCUGGGGAAGUUGCUAUGUGGCCUCCAUUUUUGAGGCCUGAGGUGCCAUGCUUUUAUCCAGGGCAGUUCUGGGAGAGGAUCAGACCUGCCUGCCCAGCUCCCAGCCCUUUCUCCUCAGGGAGGAAACUCCCUGGGCCGCCCUAGUGCAGCCCUAGUGCAGCGGCUGUACAAACGAGAAAUGUUCUGUACAGGUGUAAAUAGCUCAAUAUUAUAUAUAUAUAUAUAUAUAUAUAUAUAUAUAUUCUAUACAUACAUGUCUCUCUAUUUUUGGUGAGAGGCGGCUGAGGCUCCAUAUCCUUUCCCCACUAGGCCGUGUCCCCAAGUGAAUGUGUCGGCCCCUGGGGUGUGUCCCAGGGAGCCCCUCACCCAGGCUUGCUUUUUUACUGGACGUGCCCCAGCCCUGCACCUUUGGUCCCUCAUCAGUGCCACGAGGGCAGAGGUGCUCUGGGGCCCAAUGCCCGUGUCUUCUGUCCACUUGCCUCAUUGCAGCAAACACUAGAAGGGCAGAGCCAGGCUGGGCCCAGGGUCCCCUCACUGCCCCCCACCCCUGGGGCUGGAUUUUGGUUGGAACAGCUGGGAGGAAAGGUUUUUUUGGUUUUUUUAUAAAUAAAAACACACUAGUGCUUUAAGGUGAUGUCCUACCUCAAGGUACCUCUUGGAGGGGGUGGGGGGGGAGCAGAGGAGAAAGAAUGGCCACUCCUCCCCCAACCCUCCCCCCAAAGGACGCAUCAGGAGCUGGAGGCCGUGUGGUGUGGUUUUUUUCAAAAAGCAGGUGCUUUCACAAUAUGCUGUUUAUUUAUAAACCAAAAGAAUAAAGGUCCUAUCACUGUU